AGAACCAAAAGAGAAGAUUGUAUUGUAUUGUAUCGAGGAAAUUAAGGAUGGCUAGGACGGUGGCAAGAACCUUGGCUGCUCCAUUGUUGUUUCUCAACUUGAUAAUGUACUUAAUUGUGUUGGGGUUUUCUAGUUGGUGUCUCAAUAAGUUCAUCAAUGGCCAAACCCAUCAUCCUAGUUUUGGAGGAAAUGGAGCUACUAUGUUUUUCCUGGCGUUUUCGAUACUGGCAGCAGUACUGGGGAUUGUAUCGAAAUUCUGUGGCGGGAACCACCUGAGAGUGUGGAGGAACGACAGCCUGGCGGCCGCUGGAUCCUCGGCGAUAGUUGCCUGGGCUGUAACCGCCUUAGCUUUCGGGUUGGCGUGCAAGGAGAUUAACGUGGGAGGGUGGAGGGGGUGGCGGCUGAGAGUGCUGGAGGCGUUUGUCAUCAUCCUGGCGUUCACACAGUUGCUGUAUGUGCUGAUGCUCCAUGCGGGCUGGUUCAGCAGUCGCUACGGGCCGGGCUACCGGGAUAACGACUACGGCAUGGGCAUGGGCGGGCCCACGGCUGAGAAGGGAACCACCGGCGUUACCGGCACCAGGGUUUAAUUAAUUACGUCAUUUUCAGAUUGCAAAACGUACAAGCUUAGUUUGUUGUAUUUAUGGUUGGUGUGUAGUGUUAAUUAGGAGUUUGCUUAUACUGGCAACAAAUGGGCUGGUGAACUACUUUUGUUGUGGUUUGCUUACUUUGUGUGUUGUUCUGCUGCGUGUAUUUUGUUGUUGAUUUUAUAACGUACGGUGAGUUUUGUUGUUUUUAUAUUUGGUCCCGAGCUCUGGAUGCGAUGGGAUGUGCAAUUUGGGCUAUGCGCAUUUUAUAUAUUACCGUGCACAUUCGAGUUUCAA
Ipomoea triloba (trilobed morning glory) is the source of this 881-nucleotide messenger RNA. Its product is annotated as membrane protein PM19L. The coding region runs from base 48 to 587 and encodes 179 amino acids. The record is from RefSeq and is a predicted model, not a curated record. The transcript is spliced from 3 exons. NCBI's taxonomy places the organism in Eukaryota, Viridiplantae, Streptophyta, Magnoliopsida, Solanales, Convolvulaceae.